AUGUCGCUGAGGCCGGGCACUAGGGCGGAGGUUCGCCGCAGCCGCUACAAGGUCGCGGUGGACGCCGACGAGGGGCGGCGUCGGAGGGAGGACAACAUGGUCGAGAUCCGUAAAAACAAGCGCGAGGAAAGUUUGCUGAAGAAGCGAAGGGAAGGGCUCCAACAGCAGCAGCAGUUCUCGGCUUCUCUUCAAUCGUCUGCGGUCGAGAAAAAGUUGGAGAGCCUUCCUUCAAUGGUUGCUGGCGUAUGGUCGAAUGAUGCCAAUUUGCAGCUAGAAGCAACUACCCAAUUCCGCAAGUUACUUUCAAUUGAAAGGAGCCCUCCAAUAGAAGAAGUAAUACAAUCUGGUGUUGUUCCUAGAUUCGUUGAAUUCCUUACAAGGGAGGAUUUCCCCCAGCUCCAGUUUGAAGCUGCAUGGGCGCUCACCAACAUUGCAUCUGGUACUUCAGAAAACACCAGGGUGGUUAUUGAUCAUGGAGCAGUACCGAUUUUUGUAAAGCUGCUGGGUUCACCCAGUGAUGAUGUUCGUGAGCAGGCUGUGUGGGCAUUAGGUAAUGUUGCUGGUGAUUCUCCUAAAUGCCGUGACCUUGUCCUUGGUUAUGGUGCCUUGGUUCCUUUGCUUUCUCAGCUGAAUGAGAAUGCAAAGCUUUCGAUGCUGAGAAAUGCUACUUGGACGUUGUCGAACUUCUGCAGAGGCAAACCCCAGCCUCCCUUUGAGCAGGUGAGACCAGCACUUCCUGCUCUUCAGAAACUUGUCUAUUCAAAUGAUGAAGAGGUUCUUACAGAUGCAUGCUGGGCUCUUUCAUACCUCUCUGAUGGCGCGAAUGACAAAAUUCAAGCUGUGAUCGAGGCUGGUGUCUGUCAAAGACUUGUUGAGCUCCUCCUUCAUCCUUCUCCUUCGGUGCUUAUCCCUGCACUUCGUACAGUUGGGAAUAUUGUGACUGGUGAUGAUGCUCAAACUCAGUUUAUCAUCAAUAGUGGUGCUCUUCCUUGCUUGUUAAGUCUGUUGACUCACCAUCAUAAGAAGAGCAUCAAGAAAGAAGCCUGUUGGACAAUUUCAAACAUCACUGCUGGAAACAGAGAACAAAUACAGGCUGUAAUUGAUGCUGGCUUGAUAGGUCCCUUGGUGAAUCUGCUUCAGAAUGCUGAAUUCGAUAUAAAGAAAGAGGCUGCAUGGGCUAUUUCAAAUGCCACAUCUGGAGGAGCAAAUGAGCAGAUCAUGUACCUUGUGAACCAGAAUUGUAUAAAGCCCCUCUGUGAUCUUCUGGUUUGCCCCGAUCCUAGAAUAGUGACUGUAUGUUUGGAGGGGCUCGAAAACAUACUGAAAGUUGGGGAGGCGGAGAAGGGUAAUACUGGUGAUGUCAAUUACUUUGCCCAGUUAAUCGAUGAAGCUGAGGGAUUAGAGAAAAUAGAGAACUUGCAGAGUCAUGACAACAAUGAGAUUUAUGAGAAGGCUGUGAAGAUGCUGGAGACCUAUUGGCUCGAGGAAGAUGAGACUAUACCUGAAAGUGAUGGGAACCAAGCUGGAUUCAACUUUGGGGAAAAUGGUGUUCAACUCCCACCUGGUGGAUUCAGUUUUAACUGA
This is a messenger RNA of Striga hermonthica, 1584 nucleotides long. Lineage: Eukaryota; Viridiplantae; Streptophyta; Magnoliopsida; Lamiales; Orobanchaceae. The record is from the annotation of a GenBank genome assembly.